GGUCGGCUAGCGCACGAAGUAGGCUGGCAGUAUCGUGAUGUGGUCGAGAAACUGGAAGCAAAACGGAAGAUCAAAAGUGCUGCAUUUUAUCAGCGCAAAAAAGCAAAAGCGAAACUGCUUGCGGAAGCAAUGAAGUCAGAUGCUGUGAAGAAUUCACCGUAUCAAAAACUGAUUGAAUCUUAUGGUUAUCAGUAA
This is a messenger RNA of Gongylonema pulchrum, 195 nucleotides long. NCBI's taxonomy places the organism in Eukaryota, Metazoa, Nematoda, Chromadorea, Rhabditida, Gongylonematidae. The record is from the annotation of a GenBank genome assembly.